AUGUCCUUUACGGCGCUGGUCGUGGUGCUUGUUGAGCCUCAGGGUGCGACGGCUCAGCGUCGUCUAUCGAUGCUGCAACAUGUACGCAAGGCGUUUGAUCCUGCCUACCGGCGCUGGCCGCCGCAUAUCACGCUGGUGCCACCGGCUGUCUACACGCCCGAUGGCCAGGACGAUGCCCUGGAUCCACCUGCGUGGCUUGUGCGUCAUCUUCAGCGUCUGACGGCGGGUGUCGAGCGAGUUUGCGCCGAGCAUCCUGCUCAUAUAUUACAACUACGUCAUCUCGCAGCAUUUGAGCGCCGCGAGGCCAUUCUGCAUCUGCGUCCGAGCGCCUCGAGUGCUGAGCCGCUUCUGUCCCUACAGGCAGACGUAGCCCAAGCCGCGCUUCCACACAUGCCAGGCGUACGCCUGCGCAGUACAUAUGUUCCGCACAUGACACUAGGGCGCGUGAAAACCGUCGAGAAGCGACGCGAGCUCGAGCAGCGGGUCAUGGAGGUGCUUGGCGAUGGCUUGGAGGUGCGUGUUGACCGAGUCCAUAUCAUGUACAAGCGUGGCGAGGCCAAGCAGCCGUACACGACGUGGCGUGCAUUGCCACUAGGUAUACGUGUCCCAUAG
Malassezia restricta is the source of this 612-nucleotide messenger RNA. RefSeq lists its product as uncharacterized. The transcript has a single exon. The record is from RefSeq and is a predicted model, not a curated record. NCBI's taxonomy places the organism in Eukaryota, Fungi, Basidiomycota, Malasseziomycetes, Malasseziales, Malasseziaceae. The coding region runs from base 1 to 612 and encodes 203 amino acids.